Molecule: messenger RNA, 588 nt
Organism: Caenorhabditis briggsae
Lineage: Eukaryota; Metazoa; Nematoda; Chromadorea; Rhabditida; Rhabditidae
Exons: 4
Coding region: 1-588 (195 amino acids)
Biological process (GO): peptidyl-serine phosphorylation; signal transduction
Cellular component (GO): nucleus; cytoplasm
Molecular function (GO): ATP binding; protein serine/threonine kinase activity
Source: RefSeq, a predicted model, not a curated record
AUGUCGAAAGAGGAAGCUCCAGGCUCUACUCCAAGUGCUGCGAACGAGACAAAAUCAGCGGCGGUCAGUGGCUCGAAAGAAAAGACCGAUGAGCUCACUUUCAAUGUUGGAGAUGUAAUCAAUGGAUAUAAACUAGUCAAAAAGAUAGACGAGGGAGGAUUCGGUCAAGUGUUUAAAGUAACGAAAGACUCAAAGACGUUCUAUGCAAUGAAACUGGAAUUGAAUUGUCAGGAAGGGUGUUCUGCUAUCAAGUUGGAGAUAAAUGUGCUCAAUCAAUUGCCCAAGAACAACGUGUUUCCAGAAAUGAAGCAUGGCGGGAAGAAGGUCAAAUUUCACUAUUUGGUGCUGGAAUUGUUGGGUGACAAUCUGAAAAUGUUGAAGGCGCGGAGCCCAAAUCCGGAGAUGUUCACAGAUGGAACAUGGUCCAGAUUGGGUAUUCAAUGUCUUUAUGCAUUGAAAACGAUGCAUGACCGCGGAUUCGUGCAUCGAGAUGUGAAACCGAGCAAUUUCGCGAUUGGCCUCAACACCGCGUCGGAAAAUCGUAGUCGACGAGUUUUGUUGUUUGAUUUUGGGCUGGCAAGAAAGUAG